Messenger RNA from Saprolegnia parasitica CBS 223.65, 1327 nucleotides. RefSeq lists its product as hypothetical. NCBI's taxonomy places the organism in Eukaryota, Oomycota, Saprolegniomycetes, Saprolegniales, Saprolegniaceae. Bases 25 to 1260 code for a protein of 411 amino acids. The record is from RefSeq and is a predicted model, not a curated record. The transcript is spliced from 4 exons.
CCCUUUCGUCAAUCAGCAAGCAGCAUGAGCAAGCGGGCAGGCCGUGCACGGAGCUUGAGCCCCCAGCGGGAGAUGACGGGGCCGUCACCCAACCCACGGACACCGUCGGAGGUCGAGGGCAACCGGUUCCCGGACUCGCCGCCGGCGGCCAAGACGGCGAAAGCGGGCAGCAGCUUCCGCCUUGACGUGCAGGGCAGCUUCCACAACGUCGUCAAGCUCGUGCAAACGGCCUUUGUCGAGCGGGACGGCGAGAUGGCCUCGGGCUGGAUGCUUCUCGAGACCGACGCCGGGCAGAUCGACGCGCUCGACGCGGCGCUUGACACGGUCCGCGACGCCUUCCUCUUCUCGACGUCGUUGACCGAGAACAAGCUCGAUCUGAGCGCGCAGUCGAUCAUCUCGCGCUGCGAGAAAGUCGCCGAGCGUAUCGUCGACCAGACCGACAUGCGCGACGUCCUUAGCACCAACUGGUCGGACAUGAACGUCUUUGCCAACCUCUCGAACAACCUCAAGGAGAUCAAGGGGCUUGUCAUUACGCCCGUCGUGCGCCGGGACAAGGCGGCCGAGCGCAAGAUCGGCAAGCGCAUCGAUCGCUUCGUCGCACUCAUGACGACGUCGUUCCAGUCCCUUCGCACCGACAUUGCCAACCACCUCGGCGAACUCGACGCGAUUCUCGUCGAAUGCAAUGCGCUCCUGGUUGAUGUCAUCACGUUCCUGCACAUGCGUGGCCGCACCGCCGACUUCAGCGGCACGGGCGUCGCUGCUGGUGCUGCCGGCCUCAUUGCUGGCGUCCUCAUUACGACCGCAGCGAUGCUCACGGUCCCUGUCUCGGGUGGCCUCAGCGUGCCCUUCCUCGUCGCGGGCAAGAGCCUCAUGGUCUCGGGCGCCGCGACGCUCGCGCCUUGCGGCCUCAUGCUUCAGAGCCACGAAAAGCAGCUCAAGGGCCUCACCGACCUCGUCAAGUGCCUCAAGGCGCGGAUCGAGAUCAUGCACGCACGCCGGGACGUGCUUGUCAUGGGCCUCAACGCGUGCACGGAAGCCGACUUUAACAUUCAGCAAGUCGGUCUUUUCUGCCAAGACGCGACAGAGCUCGAACUCUCGUCCUACGACAACUCAUUGCCGUUCAUGACGCUCGUCGAGGCCAAGAUGAUGGUGCUCGAAGAGAGCAUGGAAGCGUUUGCAUCGAGCCCGUCCAUCUUUCACUACUGCCACGAAGAACAAGAUGACAGCGGGCUUCUACUUCCGGACGACGAGGCCAAAUAAGGCGACUUCGACUAACUAAAUUGGAUGAUAUACUUGCUUCUUCGUCGUCGUCGACCCUGACGCGUUC